AUGUUUGCAGGUGAACGACUUGCAAAUCGUUUCUCGAUUGACGACUAUAUAGCAGGUGCCUGUUGUGACUGCCUCCAUUAUCGUAGCGCCGCCUUGGUCGUUGGAGUGCUAGAGAUCAUUAUUAUCAUCGCAUACAUUGUCUUCCAGUACCUGUAUGAUUCUUCAUACGGUAAAAACAACGAUCUCCGUUUCACCUUUGCAUGGAAACUGAUCGUUGUUGUUUCCCUGCUGAUCAUUAUUCUCUUACUGUUCGUUGGAGUGCUGACUGAAAAGCCAUUCCUGCUAUGGCCACACAUGGUAGGCCAGAUCCUCGGCAUCACCGUCGCCUUAAUCUUUACGCUAGUGUCCGUGUUCGUGAUGUCUGCCGGAGAAGAGAUGUCAGACAUGGUCUUCGGCAUAUUUUUUGGUGAGGAUCACAUCCCUCGCUUAGAAUUCUAUCUUGGUCCAAUAUGGCCUUUCUGUUUGGCUGUGAUCUUCAACUUUUCUGCGGCCAUUGGCAUCCUGUUCUACUCUAUCGUCCGCGGCUGCUAUGAUUACCUACAACAAAAGUCGAUUGCUGCAGAAGCAUCGUCUCAGAUUACAGAACAACGAUCAAGUACACCGACGACUAUAAAAACUUCAUGCAGGCAAUGA
Molecule: messenger RNA, 633 nt
Organism: Soboliphyme baturini
Lineage: Eukaryota; Metazoa; Nematoda; Enoplea; Dioctophymatida; Soboliphymatidae
Source: the annotation of a GenBank genome assembly